Solanum lycopersicum (tomato) is the source of this 3027-nucleotide messenger RNA. RefSeq names its product DNA (cytosine-5)-methyltransferase 3 (gene CMT3). Gene Ontology annotation, biological process: negative regulation of gene expression via chromosomal CpG island methylation. Gene Ontology annotation, cellular component: nucleus. Lineage: Eukaryota; Viridiplantae; Streptophyta; Magnoliopsida; Solanales; Solanaceae. Gene Ontology annotation, molecular function: chromatin binding; DNA (cytosine-5-)-methyltransferase activity; DNA binding. The record is from RefSeq and is a predicted model, not a curated record.
UCAUAAUAUCUCACACUUUUUGUAUUCCCCCACCUUUACCUUCCCUAACCUCUCUUACCCAUCAAUGUCGAGCAAACGGAAAGCUUCUCCGGCGGAUUCAUCAUCGGAUUCUUCUAAACGACAUGCAUUAGAAGUAGUGAAAACUGUGGAUAUAGCUUCGGAUGAAGUAGCGGAAGGUUUUCGGGACGACGAUGAGUUUGUAGAGGAUAGGGAUAUUGUAUGUGAUAGUUCGAUCGGCGAAUCGUCUGGUCAGAAAGAGGUGAGAAGAGUUGCUGUACGGGCGAAUGAGGAGCAGGAGGGUGAGUUUUACGGAGAAAUUGUGCUGGAUAGUGAAGCUAGGAAAAAAUGGCCUCAUAGAUAUAUUUUAAAGGAUAACGUGAAUAUAAAUAGUGCAUCUAUGAGCUUAAAUUGCCAACAUGAUUCGGACGAAUUAAUUCAGGCCAAGUGCCAUUUUGCACAAGCAUUAGUUGAUAAUGUCAUUUAUAAACUUGGGGAUGAUGCAUAUGUAAAGGCUGCAGAAGAUGAAGAUGAUUACAUAUGCAAAAUUGUUGAAUUUUUUCAAGGUGUUGAUGAUAUGAAGUAUUUUACUGCUCAGUGGUUUUACAGAGCGAAGGAUACCGUAAUUAAAGCUCAUGACCAGUUUAUUGACAAGAAGCGUGUAUUCUUGUCAGAUAUUAAGGAUCACAACCCGCUUGAUUGCCUCGUAAAAAAAAUCAAAAUUGUUCCAAUAUCCUCAAACGUAUGUCAGCCUUUACUUAAUGUUAGAGUUUCACAUUGGUUGGAGAAUGAAUUGGUGCUUUGCUUAUAUGUUCUUAGCAAUCAUCUUCUCAUGGUAAGCUUACAAUUCAAGGAAAGUUUGCGAUUAGAAUGUGACUACUACUAUGACAUGAAGUACCUUGUCCCAUUCUCAUCAUUUAUUAGUUUACCAUCAGAUGUUUUAAGUCCUGAUAGUGAAUCAAAUUCGACCAUAUCAAGUGACGGUGAUGUUGUGGAGGUCAAAGAACAGAAGCAAGAAAAGAAACUCUUGGAUCUUUAUUCCGGUUGUGGUGGAAUGUCUACUGGGCUGUGCCUGGGUGCUGAUGUUUGUGAUGUUAAACUUGUCACUAAAUGGACUGUUGAUCUAAAUUGUUAUGCCUGUGAUAGUUUAAAAGCAAACCACCCAGAAACCGAGGUGAGAAAUGAAUCUGCUGAAGAUUUCUUAUUGCUUUUGAAGGAGUGGGAGCAGCUUUGUGCAUCCUGCUCCUUAUUGAAAAGCAAUACCCCGACACAUCCUUUGUUGAAAGUGGGAGAUGCAAAUGUGGAAGAUGAUGAUGAAGGUGCAGAUGAUGAUGAUGGGGGAUCUGGUGAUGAAGAUGAAGGUGAAAUUUUUGAAGUGGAAGAGAUCUUGGAAGUUUGUUAUGGAGACCCGAAGGAAAUAAAAAAGCCAGGCCUUUAUUUUAAGGUACGAUGGAAGGGUUAUGGCCCAGAUGAAGAUACUUGGGAGCCUAUAGAAGGCUUAGAUGGCUGCCAAAACAAAAUAAAAGACUUUGUGACUGAUGGCUUUAAAAGAAGUGUUUUGCCAUUACCUGGGCAAGUAGACGUCGUAUGUGGGGGACCUCCUUGCCAAGGAAUAAGUGGCUUUAAUCGUUUUAGAAAUUCAGCAAAUCCAUUACAAGAUCCAAAAAAUAAACAGCUUGAAGUAUUCAUGAGCAUUGUGGAGUUCUUGAAGCCAAGGUUCGUGUUAAUGGAAAAUGUGGUGGACUUGCUUAGGUUUGCACAUGGUUACCUUGGAAGAUAUGCACUAAGCAGACUUGUUGGAAUGAACUACCAAGCACGGAUGGGAAUGAUGGUUGCUGGGGCAUAUGGACUUCCACAAUUUCGUAUGCGUGUCUUCAUGUGGGGUGCUCUUCCUUCAGAGAAAUUGCCACAAUAUCCGUUGCCCACACAUAACGUUAUUGUGAGGGGUGGCAUUCCCACAGAAUUUGAGUUAAAUGCAGUAGAUUUUGAAGAAGGCCUGAAGGUCAAGCUAAAGAGAGAACUUCUUCUCGAGGAUGCACUUUCAGAUCUUCCUCCUGUGGAAAAUAAUGAACCAAGGGAUGAAAUGCCAUAUAUCGAUGAGCCAAAAUCAGUCUUUCAGCGUUUCAUAAGAUCAAGGAGGGAUGGUACGUUGGGUACUGUUUUGUAUGAUCAUCGUCCCCUUCAGUUAAACGAAGAUGACUACCAGCGUGUAACUCAAAUUCCCAAACAAAAGGGUGCAAACUUCAGGGACUUGCCUGGGGUUCGUGUUCGUGCUGACAAUGUUGUUGAAUGGGAUCCAGAUAUGGAAAGAGUAAAACUUCCAUCAGGGAAGCCUUUGGUUCCUGACUAUGCAAUGACUUUUGUUCGUGGCACUUCACAAAAGCCAUUUGGUCGUUUAUGGUGGGAUGAAAUUGUUUCAACAGUUGUUACACGAGCAGAGCCCCAUAAUCAGGCUAUAUUACAUCCAGUGCAGGACAGAGUGCUCACUAUCCGUGAAAACGCAAGGCUGCAAGGUUUCCCUGAUUAUUACAAAUUGACUGGACCAAUAAAAGAAAGGUACAUACAAGUUGGAAAUGCAGUUGCAGUACCAGUUGCCCGGGCUUUAGGGUAUUCUUUAGCAUUGGCAUUGAAAGGAUUGUCGCGAGAUCAACCAUUACUUACAUUACCACCUAAUUUUCCAUGUCUUGAGGAACUGGUCUCCAAUGACGAAUCUCUAGAUAAGGUUUAAUUAUCUGAACGUUACGUCAAGGUACUAACCUCAACUGAUUAUUCCAAGUAUUAUCAUUCAUUAGUUUACUGAAAACAGUUGUUGCAAUGCAAGUUCUGCAUUAACAUUAUAUUUUUUUGUUAGUUGCUAAUUUAGGACAAUGGAGAAGUUGGAAGUAGGUAUUGUGUUUUUGUAGGUAUCAUUAAUUUCUACAUUGGAUUGACAACUUAACUUAUUUUGGUGCAAAUGAUAACUGUUGUAUUGCAAUGGUUACAUUUUGAUUAUUUAUCUUAUAUGCAAAGCUUAUUUCUUUGCUUAAUUAA